CUUAUUUCACCUCAAAGGCCUUGGAGUUUGUCCCUUCUCACCACCAGUUAAGUGUUGCAUCUCCUGUGAAAUGGACACAGCAAGUAUCUACCUCGGUUUAAAGCCACCCAGGACACUGGGGGCUUGGCAUGAGUCACCCCCAUCUCUUCCCCCAGAUGCCUGUCGGUGCCCACGUUCACACAGGUUGGCUCUGAAGCUCAGCUGUGCUGGGCUCAUCCUCCUUGUCCUGACCCUGAUUGGGAUGAGUGUCUUAGUGCGAGUCUUAGUACAAAAACCAUCAAGAGAAAAAUGCUGUGUGUUUAUUCAAGAGAACCUGAAUAAAACAACAGAUUGUUCAGUUAAUUUAGAGUGCCCACAAGACUGGCUUUUACACCGAGAUAAGUGCUUUCACGUUUCUCAAGUUUCCAACACUUGGGAGGAAGGUCAAGCUGACUGUGGUAGAAAAGGAGCCACUUUGCUGCUCAUUCAAGACCAAGAAGAACUGAGAUUCCUACUGGACUCAAUAAAGGAAAAAUAUAAUUCAUUUUGGAUUGGACUAAGGUUCACAUUGCCAGACAUGAACUGGAAGUGGAUAAAUGGCACAACUUUCAAUUCUGAUGUACUAAAAAUCACUGGUGUCACUGAAAAUGGCAGCUGUGCCUCCAUCUUAGGAGAUAAAGUGACUCCUGAGAGCUGUGCUUCAGACAACCGUUGGAUCUGCCAAAAGGAACUAAACCAUGAAACCCCGAGUAAUGACUCCUGACUGCGAAUCCCAUCCUGAUUAUUUUACCAUCCGCACCAGAUCUCUGCACCUAACCUGUCUCUGCUGUCUGCCUCCCAGUGCAGUUAGUGGCACAGCACAUGGACUCUGAAAGCACUGGGCCUCUUACAGAUUCUUGAUUGUGUAAAGUGUGUAAAUGUCAGUGUACACAGACACAGUUGUGCCAUUCUAAGAGAAGAGUUCUAUGCAAAGAAGCCCUGGUAGCUGAGGGCACUGGAUUCUAAUCCUUGUGUCUGUGUGACAUUUGCUGGUCUCUGUGCCUGAGCUCCUCUGCCAACAGCCAUGGAAGACUGGAUCUAAUUUCUUAGAAAGAUAGGUCACAGGCUGCUUUCAUGGCUCCCAAAGUUUGAGUCAGGACCCCUUUGGCUAUUCCUUUCCAUUCGUUGACUCAUCGACCUACAAGUGAAAUGGUUUUGUGAUGUCUGGUAGCCCCAAAGUGGGAGCUGACAGUAGGGCCUGCUUUAUUUUAUCAAAGGCCUUUUGAUGAUCUUGAGUCUAAGCAAAGUCUUUGCCCUCUCUGGUGGCCUUAUAUAAAGGUUUGACUAUUUCAGUGAAACCUGGAGUCCAUAAUCUGCAAAAGCCUGUGGACCCCAAGAAUUCUCUUACCUGUCUUGUGCUUAUGAAGCUGGUAUGCUGAAGACAGUCUCUUUUCUUGCUGUGGAACGCUACUGCUGCCCCUCAGUCUUGUAGAGCUGUGCCUUUUUGGCAGACACUCAAUAUCCCAGGUCUCCCAGAACAUGUAGGAGAUUCUGGAUACCCUUGCAUUCUUCUUUGGUUUCUGCUGCAACUAAAAGAUCAUCUACAUACUGAACAAGAGUUAUAUCUGGAUUAUUAACUGUGUACUCACCCAGGUCUUCAUGCAAAGCUUCAUCAAAAAUAGUAGGUGAAUUCUUGUAAUCUUGAGGCAGGCAGGUCCAGGUGAGUUGUCCAUUAAUGCCACUUUCAGAAUCAUGCCACUCAAAUGCAAAGUAUUUCUGGCUUUUGGAAGCCAAAGGUAAGCUGAAGAAAGCAUUCUUUAGAUCCAAAACAGAAUACCAUUUCCGAUCUGAAGGUAGAGAGCUCAACAGGGUAUAAGGGUUAGGCACUUUUGGGUGUAUGUACAUCACCCCGCAGUUAACUUCCAGUAGAUCCUAGACAGGGUGGUUGUCAUUGGACUUUGGCUUUUUCACAGACAAUAAUGGGGUGUUUCAGACUGACUGACAUGCCCUAAGGACUCCCAAGGCCAACAGUUUCUUGAUAUGGGGAGUGAUCCCCUUCCAUGUUUCCUGGGGCAUGACCCAUACUGGGUCUGCUCUUGGCUUGAGCUCUACAAAUACAGGAGGUUGAUGUUUUACCAGCCUCAUAUCUCCAGUCUCUGCCCAUGCCUGGGGAAACUCUGCCAGCCAGGCAUCCAGGUCUUGUUCGGGGCUGGCUGGUGACUCGUAUAGUCUCUACUCAGUCUCAGAGGCCAGGUCAAGUGUCAGCACCUGGAUUGGAUUGCUGUUUCCGUCUGUCAGCUGGACUUUCCCAGGGUCAAAAUGAAUCUGAGCUCCCAUUUUGGCUAGUAAAUCUCUCCCCAACAAGGGGUAUGGGCAUUCAAGGAGGUAGGAAUAUGACUUUUUCCGGUGUACUGUCCUGUAGGAUAGGAUAGAGAAGCUUUAAAGGCUUGGAGUCUUCCCAUUUUUGUUCUUUUGACAUCAGAGCAGGCAUGGUUUCUGGGGGGCAAAGUAGCGUUAAUCAGGGAUAAUAAAAAGGAUUUCACCCAAGGUGGUGGGUUGACAAUAAAAUCUUUCCAGACUACAA
This is a messenger RNA of Mus musculus (house mouse), 2542 nucleotides long. It is a transcript of the gene Klrb1c, whose product is annotated as killer cell lectin-like receptor subfamily B member 1C. The coding region runs from base 71 to 742 and encodes 223 amino acids. Gene Ontology annotation, cellular component: plasma membrane; membrane. Lineage: Eukaryota; Metazoa; Chordata; Mammalia; Rodentia; Muridae. The transcript has 6 exons. The record is from RefSeq and is marked validated.